This is a messenger RNA of Empidonax traillii (willow flycatcher), 4854 nucleotides long. It is a transcript of the gene PPP1R26, whose product is annotated as protein phosphatase 1 regulatory subunit 26. Lineage: Eukaryota; Metazoa; Chordata; Aves; Passeriformes; Tyrannidae. The coding region runs from base 343 to 4365 and encodes 1340 amino acids. The record is from RefSeq and is a predicted model, not a curated record. The transcript is spliced from 3 exons. Gene Ontology annotation, molecular function: protein phosphatase inhibitor activity. Gene Ontology annotation, biological process: negative regulation of phosphatase activity.
CCGGCUCCCGGCCGCGGCGGCCGCUCCUGCCUUUGUGCCCCGGCCGCGGUGCGGUCCCUCCCCGCCUCCCCGGCGGAGCCCUGCGGCGCAUGCCUCCCGCUCCCCGGGGGCAGGGAAGGAAGCGCCGCCCGCCCCUGCACCAGCGCGGCGGGCAGCGGCGGAGCGGAGCCCGGCGGAGCGCACAGCCCGGCCGGGGCUCCGCCGAUUUUCCCCCCCUCCCCCCACUCCCUUCCCCCCCGAGCCCCGCGUCCCCCCGUCCGCUCUCGGCCUCCUCUCGGCAGGAUGGAAGAGAGACCGGUCUGAAAAACUGUUCCAUCGUGGACUUUGCUGUUGCCUGCUAGAAUGUUCCUUAUGAAUGCUCCUCGUUUGGUAGCUCUUCAGACAAAAUGGGAGUCCUUUGGACCAGCAGCAGGGAAUUGUAGAUAUCCCGUUUGCUUCCCUGAAUCUGACGGGGACGUCACGAGAACCUCUGUAAGUGCAAAAGUUCAGAUGAUCAUAAACAACCUGCAGAGUCAAGAGUCUGCCCUGGGUAUGAACAAUGAGUGUGGUUGUAUUAUGCAGAAGAAACAGAAGGGAGAAAAAGGCACCAGUAACAGAGUCACGUCGGGCACCCCCUUGCUGCGGAAGCAGCCUCCGUAUACCAAGUGUGGAUGCCCCGAGGAUUCAGGUGGCACUGAAGUGGAAGAGAAUGUGGAGUUUGGGACCCUCCUGCUCGAUUCUGACAGCGACGACUCUGUGGACCGAGGAAUAGAGGAGGCCAUCCAGGAGUACUUGAAAGCAAAAGGCAAAAGCGACCAGUCCUUGCCAAGGAAUGCCGAGGGUUCCGUGACGACAAGCAGAGACAAGAGGUUUAAGAGAGAAUUCUCGCAGAGCAAAACGGCUGGUGACCUCCUCCCUGUGAAAUUUAAAGCCGAGAUGCUCUCUGAAGAGUACCUGUCUGACCACCUGGGAAUUGGGAAAAGGCUCCAGCCUGCUUCCCCUCAGAGCAUCAGCAGCGAUGACUCUUUUGAACAGAGCAUACAGGCUGAAAUAGUGCAGUUCUUGAACGAGAAGAAGCAGCAGGAAAUUAGUAAAUGUGUUAGUGAGGGGGAUAAAAAGGAUUCCCGGGUGAGAUCUGUCCUCAAAUGCAACAAAGACACAACGAACAGGACACACUGUGGUGGUAUAAAGCGAGGUUGUAAGGCGCUGCUCCUGAGACACCAUCCCAAGCUGCAGAAAUCCGGCACACAGUCCAAGUGCUUGCAGUCAAAAAUCCAAGCAGAGCCCAGCGAGUUCAGCCAGGUGAACCAAGCGUAUCUGGAAGUGGGCACUGCCAGCCAGCCCUGGCUCGUGGAGCAGAAUGAGGGAAGCGGAGCUCAUUACUGGGAGCCAAGGGAAGCACUUACCAAGGAGAGCAUGCACACAUCUGACUCGAGCAGUGAUGAUGGCAUUGAAGAGGCCAUUCAGCUUUACCAGCUGGAGAAAAUCAGGAAAGAGGCAGGUGAUGCAGCAGACUGUGUCUCUUUGCAGAGGAAACAAUUUGAUCCAAAGGGUAUGGCGGACAUUUCUGCCAGCCUGACAAUUAGCUCCACAAAAAGUGCCUCACCAGAAACCCGUAAAAGCCCUAUAAGCAACAAGAGAAAAGAAAUUAAUUCCAAGCCAGCGGGAUUAGAAAGCACCAGCAAUGACUUUAACAAGCUGUUUAAACCACUGAAAAAAGCCAGGCAUUUUGCACUUCCAGAAAACAAGAUUGCUGCUUGCGAGCUCACGUUGCAGGCCUCUUGCAGAGCAGACACAUCUGCGGAGCUCAUGUGUGCAGAAGCUAUCCUUGAUAUUUCCAAAACAAUCAUGCCAUCCCAAAUGGGAAGUGACAACAAAUCGCUGGCUGCGGACUCCUUCUUUUCUCCCCAGCUUCUCUCCUCCUCCCGUUGUGAAAGUGACAGCAGCCUUGUGGACAGCGAUGACAGUAUAGAGCAGGAAAUCAGGGCUUUUUUGGCUCUGAAGGCACAGUCGGAAAACCUUGGAGCAAAGCCUCCCAGCCUGUCACGCUCGAUCCAGAUGCCUCUGCCUUCCGAUCAAAACAGCCUCGCCAGUACCCUGGAGCCUCCUCUUCCCAAAACACUGAAGCUGUCACUGAGUCGGAAAAGGAGACUGAAAAGGGAAGGCAGAGCAGUGAAACAAGGGGCAUCAAAAACACCUGAGCAGGUGCAGAUGGGACUUUUCCAAGCAGGUAACUAUUCAAAAUUUCCCGUGCUCCCAGAGGAGUGUGCCCUGAGCCCGGCAGAAGCCUGUGAUGCUCAGAGCCUCGGUAGUAAAGAGACGAGGCAGCAGCAGCUCGUGUCUCCCACAUUGUCUGGCUCUGAUGGCAGAUGUGUGGCCUUGGACUCUGUAAACCCCUUUCUGCAGGUUCAGAGUAGCACAAGAAAACUCAUGAAAAAUACGACCCAAACUCCUGACAGGGAGGGGUCGGAUGAUGAGAGCAGUUCUCUGGACAGCGACGAGGACCUUGAUAGUGCUAUCAAGGACCUGCUGCGGUCGAAAAGAAAGCUAAAGAAGAAGUCCAAGGACCAAAAAUCUCAGUUCAAGAAGAGAGUCAGAUUCAGCGAGACAGAAGCUCAGCUGCUGGAUGAUUUCAGCAGCCUCCAACAAAACGAGUGGAAGUGUAAAAAUCCUGCGCUGCUGAAAAGCUGCCUCUCGAAACCCAGGAAAGCCGUGAGAGAGAGCACAAUGAGGAGCCCUUCAGACAACAUGAACAUCAAACUUCCCAGUGAGAAACCAGAAACCGUGAUGAAAAACCUGGAGUUUAACUUACAGCUUAAAAAAGGGAAUAAACCUAAACCAGUUUCAAACCCGCGGGUGGCUAAAAAUAGAAAAUGUUCUUUCCCAGCUGUGUGCGACACCGACGACAGCAGCUCGGUGGACAGCGACGACAGCAUCGAGCAAGAAAUCAGGAAGUUUUUGGCAGAAAAGGCCAAAGACUCUGCAAGCAGUUCAGAGAUACAAAAAGAUGAUUUAGAUCUAUUUAGAGUGACCAAACAAACUGGUAACAGAGGAAAAGCAAAGCAGCAGCCGGUAGAGAACGAGAUCAACCUCGUGCCGGGUCAGAGUAAAAAGACUGAGGUACCUCAGCAAACUGAGUUGAGGAACUCCCAGAGAACGGAAGGGAAAAGUGCAAUGUUACAUGGCAGUGGGAAAUGUGCUUCCUCUGCAGAGAAUGUUCGUGCUACUGGUCAGUCAAAAGCUAAGCAAGGAGUGUGGGGGGUUAAAGGUGGUGCUGCUGAGUUACCUAGGAACGCAACGGGUAAAAAGAAUGUCCGCAAAACAGAGCCCCCCAAACCCAGCAAAAAUGAAGGUUGUAAAGUACGAAAAGUUAUGAGCGCAAAGCCCAGAUCUAAAAGAAAGAACACCUUUCACCUAAAAAUUUCCAGUAAAUUCAUUGCAGGUCUCAAAUACGCCCGGGACAGGAAGAAAUCAAUGCUUUUGAACAAAAGGCAGAAAGCAGAGAGUUUGCUGGCCCAGAGCAGCACGCUGGGAGUGGAGGCAGCUGCCCAGGAUACACAUGUACUUCACCCCUUGCCAACAGGUGAAUUUAGUGGGGAGAGUACGACAGCAAUAAAAGCAUCCGGUACUUCUCAGAAGGUCACUGUGGGAGUGUCAAGUCCCCACGCAGCAGAAACCUGUGCAGGAGUUGAGGCUGCUCCUCUGUGUGUCACAGGGGAAGCCGAGGGGUGCAGAAGGGCUGAUGCCUCAGGAGAUCAGUCACAUUCUCACUCGAGCCUCCCCUGUCAGGAGCAGAGCGAGGCAGCAGUAAAAGCAGAUCAGAUUUGCAGAGGAACGUCCAAAGCGGAGAACACACAGAUGUGGAUAGCAGAUACCCACACAGGCAGCUGGGCUGAUUCAAAUGUAGAUCCCCCACACCCCGAGUGCAGCAUGACAGCUGGAAAAGCAGAUAAAAUUAGCAGGGACACAGCUCAGCAGAGUGCACAGGCGUGCAGUAAGGGAGGGAAUAACCGCCUGGACAAGAGGCCAGAUCCAAGUUUAGCUUGCCCACAGCAGGAAUUAAAUGUGACAGCAGCAGCAGUGGAUAGAACGAGUAGAGAAGCAUGUGCAGAUAACAGUGUGCAGAUGUGCAUUAAGGAAGAAAAAGUUGACAGGCAGGAAGAAAUUCAAGUAACCAGCUCCAAUUUGGAAGGAAAAAUACCUGUCCUGCAGAAAAGGGAAACUGCUAGUGAAGUGCACCAGGGGCAGGAAGUUUUAGCCAAAACCUGUGCAAAAUUUACUGACCUAUCUGCAGGGGACUGCCCAGAUUCCCUCUUGGAAAAAAAGGUUUCAAAUGUGAGAAGAAAGGGAAGUUAUAAGAAGCUCAAGGUACUGUCUAGAGUCUAAUAGGAGAAUUAACAGUGAACAGUAGAGAGUUGCUUAUUUAUUUUCAUAUGUUAAAUAUUUUAAAAGUUAACUUUCCAGGUCCGUUUCCGCUCAGUUUAUUUAUUUGUUCCAAAGUAUUGGUGUGUUUGCAGCAGGAAGGGCUUUCACCCAGCUAUUUCUCUGUUUAAAAGAACCAAAUGCCACAAAUAGGGAAUAUUUAUGACACUGAAGAGUACCAAUUGCAGUGGUGCUUGGCCAUAAUAUUAAACUUAUAAUUUAUAUUUUUAGCAAACAGUAUAGUAUUAUGUUCAUUUUUAAUGGAUACUAUCCCUAUGUUACACCUGUAAGGUGAGACACUUUCUCAUCCAUGAACAGGCAGAGCAGUUUCUCUUCAAAACUAGUUUUUUAGCUAAAAAUGUAAAGGUGUUCCUUCAGUGCAGUCACUGUCCAACUGAUGUAGUUUCACUGGCUGUAACUACAGUUGUUAGAAUAAAACUUAAGAAAACAUUU